Pipistrellus kuhlii (Kuhl's pipistrelle) is the source of this 1960-nucleotide messenger RNA. RefSeq lists its product as uncharacterized. The record is from RefSeq and is a predicted model, not a curated record. NCBI's taxonomy places the organism in Eukaryota, Metazoa, Chordata, Mammalia, Chiroptera, Vespertilionidae.
GGAAGGGGCCUUAUCACUGGCCUGCUGGAGUGGUUCUAGACUUUUCCAGAGUGUCUGGGCCGCCUCUGGUCCCUGAGACCCUUCGGCUCAGCAGACUUGUGGAAUUGUCUCCUAAGACACCGGCCUUCAGAGAAGGGUCCGGAGUGGGUCCCAGAGGGGGAGCUCAGACCCUGCUGGAGACAUAGCCCGGUCACACUGGUUUGGUACAGUCCCUUCGUGUACCCAUCAUCCCCAAGGGCCAGGCUCUGGCCUGAGUGGCUACAGAGCAGCGAUUCGGCCCUGCCUGCCUCUGGAGGGUGAGGCCAGGAGAAGCGGACCUGCCCAGGUCACUCGGUAGGGCCUGAGUGCCAGGCUCACCCACAGGAAUCCUGGGCCUGCUCGGUGGCCCCUCGGCAUCCCGAGUUCCUCCCUCAUCCGUGAUGCCCCGUGCGGGCUGUGUACCCUCCUUGCUUAGCCCCCGACAUGCACCCACCUGAACCCCCAGUGCUCAGCCCCCUCCGCCCUCCGCAGCCCCGCUCGCCCACCUCGCUCCGCUGCUUUCCACUCAUGAUUUUCUGUUUGUCUGCCUCUCCCUCUGCUGUCCUUGGGCCACUGCUUUGUGACCAGGAUGGUUUCUGAGACUGAACGCUGUGGGUGGAGCGAGGGAGCAGCCACAGGCAGGGCAGGACGGUCGGGAAAAGGGCCGUCAGCCCCCACACCCCGUGAGCUGUGCUCUCCCCCUGCACCCUCACCCGCUUCCACAGUGUGAUAGAGAGGUGGGGUGCAGGACGAACACCAGGGCCUCUGUUCCUGUCACCGUCCAGGCUCUGCCCCAGCCAAGGGCAGACCCAGAAAUAAGACGGGGUCUCUGCCUCAGGAUUCUCGCCAAGUGUAGGAGCCGGAGCCACGGGCUCUUAAUGCUGGCUGCCACUACUGGUGAAGUUGGCUGCGCCCCCGCACGUGAUGGGGUGGCAGCAGGCGCUAGAACAGCCAAGUGACAGACAGGGCGGACACCUGCUAGAUCAGCAGAGGGACCUGCUGGGGCCACACAGACCUGCAUGGGCUGGUCCUGGACACAUACCUCCCUUUGGGAAGCUGAAGGACCUUUCAGGGGGUCCCCAUGUACCUCCCACUCAGCCAGGCCUGCUUGAACGAGUGCCCACCCAGAGGGGAGAGGCAGGUCUGGAGUCCUGUCUGUUUUCUUAACUCUGCUCCUGUGUCGCUUUCCCUCCCCGGAACCCCUCUGCCUGCUCCUGUCUCCUCCGGCUUCUGCUGGUGGAAAAGCUCCAGUCUCUGCCAAGCUAACGAUCUGCCCCUGUACGAAGCUUACUGGAGGCUCGACACAGACGCUGCUGAUGGCCUCGUGGCCCCGCUGCGGGCCUCCCCAGAGCCCAGUGCUGGCCCCCUGCAGGCUGCCACUGCCCACUCCCACGCUAGCGGGCCUGGCCCCACAGAGCGUGCCUGCGCCUCUCCGCUCUCUCCACCAGCCCCUGGGAUCUUAGGAACAAAGUCUGGCGCCCUGCUCGGCCUUGGCUUCUGCUGGGGAGCUGCUGUGGCCUCCUUGGGAACCCCGUCGGCCCAGAGACAGCUCACCCAGGAGUGUGGAGGGAGAGUAGUUCCCCCCAUUUCCAGAGUGGCCCACUCUUCCUGGAGUCGCCUGCAUUCACUACCUUCCGGGCUGCUGGGUGGAAGGAAGUCUAACAGCAGGCAGACAGGAUGCUGGGACCCGAGCCUGCUGUUUAAAGUGGAGAGGGGGCUCUGCAUGGACAGCCCUGGCCAAGUCCACACCAGACCCCCUGUGCAGCCACCAUGCCGCCUUGCCCCGAGAGUCCCUGCAGAGCUGGGGGUGAGGGUGCUGUGGUUCACCAGAGCCCGUGGCAGGGCCUUCCUGGUUCUGCAGCACACGUUCUGGUGGUUCAUCUUUUGGGCCAGACUGCUGAAUAAAAACAGCACUGCCUGUGGGGGGAAGGGGGAGAAUUAA